Messenger RNA from Macrosteles quadrilineatus (aster leafhopper), 1038 nucleotides. RefSeq lists its product as uncharacterized. The transcript has 3 exons. Bases 1 to 1038 code for a protein of 345 amino acids. Lineage: Eukaryota; Metazoa; Arthropoda; Insecta; Hemiptera; Cicadellidae. The record is from RefSeq and is a predicted model, not a curated record.
AUGGCUUCAGAGAAUAACUCUUCGGAAGAUUCAUUCCGAUCCAUAGGUCUAUCCUUGAAGGGAAGACAUCCUCCACUAUCAAGCCACUCCCAUCUCAAACGACUACCUUUGAAAAAAGUCAUCCUCAUCACCACAGGAGAUUCAUACCACUCGCUUAUGUACUUAUUUAAAAUAUCAAAACAAGCCAUAUCUGUAAUUGUUCCUGAAGUAUGUGCUACUCUAGUUAACUGCUUAAAAGAUUAUAUGCAGACACCUUCCAACCCUGAAGAAUGGGAGAAGAUAGCAAGUGGAUAUAAACGAAUUUGGCAGUUUGAUCAGUGCAUUGGAGCUCUUGACGGCAAACAUAUUGUUUUGGAAGCCCCAGAAAAUAGUGGCAUUGUACUGAUGGCUCUAGUAGACUCAAACUAUUUGUUUGUAUAUGUUAAUGUAGGGUGUCAAGGCAGGAUAUCUGAUGGGGGUGUGUUUAAGAACUGUGAUCUGUGGAAAAUUGUGGAAAACGGAACUGGUUUGCCCAAAGACAAACCAUUACCGGGAAGAAUAUUUGCUGCCCCAUAUGUUAUCGUUGCGGAUGAUGCUUUUGCACUAAACAAGCAUAUUAUGAAACCAUUUCCCGGCCAUCAGAAGAAGAGGAGUAAAAGGAGAAUAUUUAACUAUCGUUUGUCUCGAGUACGAAGGUGUUCAGAAAAUGCCUUUGGUAUUGUAAGCUCUGUGUUCAGAGUCUUAAGAAAACCAAUGCUUUUGAAUCCAGAAAAAAGUACCCUUGUUACGUGUGCUUGCGUCUAUUUACACAACUUUUUGCGCCAGAGCAAAUCUUCAGUUAAUAUUUACACUCCUCCUGGUUCUUUAGACAGUGUUGCGCCUAAUGGAAGUAUCAUUCCAGGACAAUGGAGGAAUGAUAACGAUGGACUACGGUCAUACUACCCACUUCCUCGAAUCGGACGAAAACCAAGUGAGUUAGCAAAGGCCGUGAGGGAAGAGUAUGCAGUGUAUUUUGUCUCAGACUUAGGCAGUGUUACAUGGCAAAACGACUACACUUAA